This is a messenger RNA of Symphalangus syndactylus (siamang), 1691 nucleotides long. It is a transcript of the gene TYROBP, whose product is annotated as transmembrane immune signaling adaptor TYROBP. Lineage: Eukaryota; Metazoa; Chordata; Mammalia; Primates; Hylobatidae. Gene Ontology annotation, biological process: microglial cell activation involved in immune response; negative regulation of transforming growth factor beta1 production; positive regulation of macrophage fusion. Gene Ontology annotation, cellular component: cell surface. The record is from RefSeq and is a predicted model, not a curated record. Gene Ontology annotation, molecular function: signaling receptor binding.
CCCAAGCCGCCAGCCGCGCCUCUGUGUCUGUGUCACUGCCUUACUCUCACCUUCUUUCUCAGCUUUGCCGCUGUUUUCUCCUUCCCCAUCUUUCAUCUUUGUUUUUCCCCCUGACUCUCCCCUAGUCAAAAACCUGCUUUUGGGUCUUGGGUUCCAUUUCCACCUUGAUUUGCUGUGCAGCCUUAGGCAAGUGUCUCUACCUCUCUGAACAAUGGGGAUGAUAAGAGCAUGUGCCCUAGAAGGGCAUUGCGGGGACUGAAUGGUUUAACGCUUGGGACAGAGUGCCUGCAUGUCAUUAGUGCCCACAUGCUGAUGGCUCUUUUAAUAUCCUUUAAACAGCACAAGGUUUUGAUGAUUAAAUAAUCAUCAUCAUAGCUGAGGCUUUUAAAAAGCUGACAAGUGUCAGACCCUGUUCUCGAAACUUUAAUUCAUUUAAUUCCCAAAACUCUAAAAAGUAGGUCCCGUUUUACUCCCAAUUUUACAGAUGAAGAAACUGAGGCUCAGAAAGGUUGGGGCUGGGUGCGGUGGCUCACACUUGCAAUCCUAACACUUUGGGAUGCCGAGGCGGGUGGAUCACCUGAGGUCAGGAGUUUGAGACCAGCUGGCCAACAUGGUGAAACCCUGUCUCUACUAAAAAAAAAAAAAAAAAAAUACAAAAAAUUAGCCGGGCGUGGUGGCAGGUGCCUAUAAUCCCAGCUACUUGGGAGGCUGAGGCAAGAGAAUCACUUGAAUCCGGGAGGCAGAAGUUGCAGUGAGCCGAGACCGUGCCAUUGCACUCCAGCCUGGGCAAAGAGAGAAAAACUCCAUCUCGAAAAAAAAAAAAAGAUUGAGUAACUUGCUCGAGGUUGCCCAGCCAGGAAGAGGCAGAGCUGGUUUCAAUCAGCCAGAGGAAGGUCGUGACACUGACCCCCCUGUUAAGCCGAUGUCUGACCCCUGACUGGGGAUGGAGGUGAAGUUUGUACUUCAUGUACCCUUUGCCCUUCACAUCCAGUUGUUAAGGGGCUGCAGCACGGCCCCUGGGUGUCUGGGCCUGAUUCUUUCUUGGGUUUUGUUUCUGUCUCUCCUCCCCUGCCCCCUCCUCCCUCCCGCCACCACCCGCCUCAGACUUCCUCCUUCACUUGCCUGGACGCUGCGCCACAUCCCACUGGCCCUUACACUGUGGUGUCCAGCAGCAUCCAGCUUCAUGGGGGGACUUGAACCCUGCAGCAGGCUCCUGCUCCUGCCACUCUUGCUGGCUGUAGGUGGUCUCCGUCCUGUCCAGGCCCAGGCCCAGAGCGAUUGCAAUUGCUCUACGGUGAGCCCGGGCGUGCUGGCAGGGAUCGUGCUGGGGGACCUGGUGCUGACAGUGCUCAUCGCCCUGGCUGUGUACUUCCUGGGCCGGCUGGUCCCUCGGGGGCGAGGGGCUGCUGAGGCGGCGACCCGGAAACAGCGUAUCACUGAGACCGAGUCGCCUUAUCAGGAGCUCCAGGGUCAGAGAUCGGAUGUCUACAGCGACCUCAACACACAGAGGCCGUAUUACAAAUGAGCCCGAAUCAUGACAGUCAGCAACCUGAUACCUGGAUCCAGCCAUUCCUGAAGCCCACCCUGCACCUCAUUCCAACUCCUACCGCGAUACAGACCCACAGAGUGCCAUCCCUGAGAGACCAGACCACUCCCCAGUACUCUCCUAAAAUAAACAUGAAGCACAAAAA